This is a messenger RNA of Candidula unifasciata, 217 nucleotides long. The record is from the annotation of a GenBank genome assembly. NCBI's taxonomy places the organism in Eukaryota, Metazoa, Mollusca, Gastropoda, Stylommatophora, Geomitridae.
GAAACAGAUACUAUUAUCGGAUUCAUACAUAAAUGCCAAAGAAAAUUUCCGAGAGGCCGAUGAUUUUUUUAAGCAUUUGGAUAGCAAAAUACUGGAGUUGCCGACAUCAGGCAUGUACAUGAACUCAUUAGAUGCUGACUUGCUGUUGCUUAAAGCUAUGUCGGCGGCCACACUGCAAGGCGUCCAGGACUGUAUCUACCUUUUACAAGUAGCAACU